AUGAAAACGUGGGAACUGGUAUUUGCUGCUCUUGUGGUGGUUUUAAACCUGCAAUCUCACGUUCAUGGAGUGCCGCAAGUACCUUGUUAUUUCAUUUUUGGAGACUCUUUAGCAGAUAAUGGCAACAACAACUUGCUUCAAACAAAGGCUAAAGCAAACUACCCGCCAUAUGGUAUUGACUUCCCUAAUGGCCCAACAGGAAGGUUUACCAACGGCCUAACCACGUUUGAUAUGAUAGCUCAACUUUUAGGGUUCGACAAGCUUAUUCAACCCUUUGCAACUGCUAAUGACUCAGACAUACUUCAAGGUGUGAAUUAUGCAUCUGGUGCAGCAGGAAUUCGCCAAGAAACUGGGAAUCACAUGGGUGAUUGCAUCAGCUUGGGUGGGCAGUUGAAGAAUCACUGGGUUACAGUCUCACGCAUUAUUAAAAAACUAGGAAAUAAGUACACAGCCAUGAAGUACCUAAACAAGUGCUUAUAUUCAGUUGGAAUGGGGAAUAAUGAUUACAUUAACAACUACUUCAUGCCUAAGAAUUACAACACAAGCCACCAGUAUACUCCAGCGCAAUACGCCAGAGUUCUUAUUAGACAAUAUUCUCGUCAAAUAGAGACUUUGUACCAUGAUGGAGCAAGAAAGUUUGCACUAUUUGGAGCGGGAGUACUAGGCUGCACUCCAAAUUCAAUUUUUUUAUAUGGCACAAAGGGCAAACCGUGUGUAGAAGAAAUCAACACUGCGGUCACUCUAUUUAACCAGCAGCUUAUAUCACUAGUUGAUAAUCUGAAUAGGAAUCUAACUGGUGCAAAAGCUAUAUAUGUGAACUCUUAUCUGAUGGGGUCUGGGGAUCCAUCAGUUCUUGGUUUCAAGGUUACGGAUGUUGGGUGUUGUCCAGUAGACCAAGAUGGGCAGUGCGCACCUUCCAAAACUCCAUGCCAGAAUAGGACUGAAUAUGUAUUCUGGGACGCUUUUCAUCCUACAGAAGCUGCUAACCGAGUCUCUGCAAGUAGAUCAUACAAAGCAUAUCUCCCGAACGAUACUUAUCCAAUUGAUAUUAGUCACCUAGUUCAGCUUUAAUCAUGGAACCCUAUUGGCUAUGGUUUUAA
Quercus robur (English oak) is the source of this 1100-nucleotide messenger RNA. RefSeq names its product GDSL esterase/lipase At5g45670-like. The coding region runs from base 1 to 1071 and encodes 356 amino acids. Gene Ontology annotation, molecular function: hydrolase activity, acting on ester bonds. The record is from RefSeq and is a predicted model, not a curated record. The transcript is spliced from 5 exons. Lineage: Eukaryota; Viridiplantae; Streptophyta; Magnoliopsida; Fagales; Fagaceae.